Ostreobium quekettii is the source of this 1638-nucleotide messenger RNA. NCBI's taxonomy places the organism in Eukaryota, Viridiplantae, Chlorophyta, Ulvophyceae, Bryopsidales, Ostreobiaceae. The record is from the annotation of a GenBank genome assembly.
AUGCUGCUGCUCGUGGAGACCGCCGCCGGCUUCGCGCUGUUCAAAGUGCUGAAGGAGAAGAAGCUGAAGGAGGCAGCAGACCUGUGGAAGGAUUUUGAGACGCUUGAAAAAGCCCAGAAGGUGGUUCAGCUGAAGUCGUUCCAGAAGUUCGUCAGCACCACGGAGGCCCUGGCGGCCGCCACGGCCAUCGUGGACAGCAAACUCGGCAAAGGCCUGAAGAAGUUUUUGAAGAAGAAGGCGGGACCGGAUGAGCAACUGCUGAUCGUGGACACGAAACUUGGCAACGUCAUCAAGGAGAAGCUCGGGAUACCAUGCCUAUACAGUCAGAGUGUUCUGGAGCUGACGAGGGGCGUUCGAAAUCAACUUGAAGGACUCAUCAGUGGCUUGUCGAGCUCGAAUCUGCAGCUGGGUCUCAGUCACAGCCUCUCUCGGUACAAGCUGAAGUUCAGUCCUGACAAGGUGGACACAAUGAUAGUGCAGGCCAUCGGGUUGUUGGACGAUUUGGACAAAGAACUUAACACAUAUGCAAUGAGGGUUAGGGAGUGGUAUGGAUGGCACUACCCAGAGAUGGGAAAGAUCGUUACUGACAACAUCCAGUAUGCAAAACUGGUGAAGCAAAUGCGGGUCCGAGAGAAUGCUUCACUUCUUGACAUGUCUGACAUUGUGGAUGAAGAGACAGAACAAGCUGUCAAGCACUCAGCUCAGAUUUCGAUGGGCACAGAAAUCAGUGAGGAAGACAUGAAUAAUAUAUCUGCGCUGUGCGACCAGGUCAUAGACCUCUCUGACUACAGGGGACAAUUGUUCGACUAUUUGAAGAAUCGAAUGAGUGCCAUAGCCCCCAACCUCACUGCACUCGUUGGAGAACUAGUGGGUGCACGGUUGAUAGCCCAUGCUGGCAGUUUGAUGAAUCUUGCGAAGCAUCCAGGUAGCACAAUCCAAAUUUUGGGUGCAGAGAAGGCGCUGUUCAGGGCCCUGAAGACAAAGAGCCAGACGCCCAAGUAUGGCCUCAUUUUCCAUGCAUCGUUGAUAGGCCAGUCAGCCCCCAAGAUAAAGGGGAAGAUAUCGCGGUUGUUGGCCUGCAAGUCUGCACUGGCUGUGAGGUUUGAUGCCUUGGGGGAUGCACCAGACGCAUCGUUUGGAGUUCAUUCACGGCAGCAGGUUGAAGCUCGUCUGCAACAGCUGGAGGCCAGGAUGCUGAAGAAGCUGGGUGUCCAGGCUAAAGUGCAGCAAGGGGUAGCAAAACACGAUCCACUGAGGCAGCCAGGCGCUGGGGGAAUCGCCGUCAAAGCGCAGACAUACGAUGGGGCGGCUGAUGUGGCCAUGGUUAAGAAGGAGGAAGAUGACCUCGAGACUGGAACCAACAAGAAAAAGAGGAAGCAUGACAAGAGUACCACUAAGUUGGGCAGCCCGGAUGCUGGAAUUGAUGAGGGGAAGAAAAAGAAGAAGAAAAACAAAAAGAAAGAAGAGGAAGAAGAAGCGGAAGAUGACAACGAACCUGAGGCUGAGGAGACGCCACAGACAAAGAAGAAGGAUAAGAAAAAACGAAAAGUGUCAGAAGCUUCUGGAGUGGAGGCAUCAGAGGCAGGGACAGGGGAAAAGUCGAAGAAAAAGAAGAAGCAGAAGAAGGGCGAAGCGUGA